Molecule: messenger RNA, 1401 nt
Organism: Rhipicephalus microplus (southern cattle tick)
Lineage: Eukaryota; Metazoa; Arthropoda; Arachnida; Ixodida; Ixodidae
Product: isoamyl acetate-hydrolyzing esterase 1 homolog
Molecular function (GO): hydrolase activity, acting on ester bonds
Source: RefSeq, a predicted model, not a curated record
AGCCCGUCGAUCCCGCGCAUACGCAUGUGACAUGCCGCUCGCAUGCCGAUGUAACGUUGGCCGAUGAAACGAAAGUGUUCUUUCAUGAAACCAUAGAUUUGAAACCAACAAUUCAAGUUGUUUAGAUGUUCUGCGGCGAUUGUAUCGAUGCCCUUGCCUUCAGGAUAUAGAUGCUUUUUGCAACACGGACUUCGCAUGGCAGGACUAGCUGCGCGUUUUCUACCGUGACAUUCGAGCUUAUUUACUGCGCUUUUCGCUUUUUUUAAGCACAGCAGACAUCCUAGUUAGCUGAAGGUAUCGCCUCUGAGACUUUGACGCCGGUGACGCGUCUCGCGCAAGUAGAAAUUCUUUUCAUGCGUGCUUUAAAGAAGCGUUCACAGGCACUGUAUCAGCGCUCCCACAGCCUUCCCUCAACUCUCCUUCGUUCCAGCCCGUGCACCCCACAAGGGCUGCUCAGAUAGCGUCUUUUUUUUUCCCGUACACUCGACAUAUAUGGUCGAAACGAAACCAACUGCCUGAACGCAUGAAUCUGUGCUUACGAAAAACAUGACUCCCAGUUGUCACGUUCGCAAGGUCGUCUACCCGAGAAUAUAUUUAUUCGGAGACUCCUUGACGCAGCGGUCUCACUCUGACGAAGGCUGCUGGGGUUCCCUCGUGGCCGAAGCGUUUGAAAGGCGGUGCGAUGUUGUGGUGCGAGGUUUCUCUGGCUACAACACACGCAUGUGUAAGUAUGUCCUGCCCAGAAUUUUCGGUCCCGAGGAUGCAGCAAGCGUGGCAGCAUUUGUCAUUUUCCUUGGAGCAAAUGACUGUAGCGAGCCCACAGACCACGGAGCUCAGAAUGUCCCUUUGAAGGAGUUCACAUCGAAUCUCGAAGAAAUGCUACAGCAUCUGAAGGUUAGCGGUGUGCCCAUGAGCAAAGUCAUCCUUAUGACACCUCCUCCUUACUGCGACGAAAAAUGGGUGGCUUGGUGCAAAAAAACUGGCAGGGAUCUGGCCAGGCGCAACUUAGAGACGGUCUCCAGAUAUGUGGACGCAGUUUCUAAAGUUGGUGAAGAGCAACAUGUCAAAGUCAUUAACGUCUUCGCUGCAUUCAAACAAGAACAGAACUGGCAGCGGUUGCUCCUAGAUGGCCUACACCUGUCAAAGCCUGGCUCGCAGAAGCUUGCAAGAUGUUUGGUGCCUUUACUUGAGCAAGCUGUUGGUCCCAUUCCUGCAAUAUUUCCCGACUGGAAAUGCAUAGACCCCGCAAAUCCAGAAAGUAGCAUAGCUUCCUGGACUCCAGACAGGUGAUCGCUGUGGUGUGCAUUUAUACUAGGCAACCUAAGUUCAAGUCUGCAGAAAAAAAUAUUGCCAACAUAUCUCAAUGCUGUUUGUAGGACAUUAAAGUGUUACUUGCUUACC